UGUAUUGGAAAUUAUUUAAUAUGAUUAAUCGAAAAUUAUUCUAGUACUCCAGAAAAAUGAGGAUUUUGGCAUUAAAUUCAAUUUGCUUAGUCGCAAUAUUUGGUAUUGCAUCAGUUUUUGGAACAAACAGGGGAGUUUUUCCAGCAGUUCUCCUGUAUGCUCGUCUAGAUUUCACCAACGAGUGUACACGUGUAACCAAAAUGUUGGAUGCCACCUGUUACAACGUUUACAAUAUGCUUCGAGCUGGCUUUGCAUAUUACAUGAACCCGUUGUUCCUUGCUCGAGCUCGUUUUAAUGCGGCAUAUGCAGAUUUCAUUGCGCAGUCUGGACUUGAUGCUGAACUUGUAUCAACUUUCACAACUACUGUAGACAACACGAUUGAAACUUCUUUUGUUGUAUUGGAACAAACUGGCCCACCAAGUUUUGAGGAAAUGGUCUUAAUGGGCUUUUCAAUGUAUAUUAACGAUGGACAUGGUAUGGGAUGUGGCGGAACUUAUUGUGCAUAUGCAAUUGAAAGUAGUAUGCAGUCUUCUUCGUUCUUUUCUAUGUUGUCAUAUGCUAUGGAUAGUAAUGGAAUGCCCUAUUCAGAUGAUUGUAAAAUUCACAUCAUUCAGAAAUUCUUAGAAGUAUUCAAGGAUAGAGCUGCAGAAAUCAUAAUGAUAAUCGUUGAUCGAAUGGGAAGCAUGCCAAAUACCGCGACAGCAGUUUCAGAUCUCAUUUCGGAGAUUAUUGACCUUCUGAAUCAUUUAAUUGACUUAAUGAACAAUUGUGAUAACGACGUUUGUCUCAAUGAUUUAAUUGCGUUCCUGGAUAAUUGCAGCAAUAACUGUAUUAACAAUUUGCUAGACCAGUUAGGAUCGGAUUUUCCAAUGGCGGUACAACAAGACGUAUCUGACGUCAUGAAUGAUAUAUACUCCAAAAAAAUGAGGAUUUUGGCAUUGAAUUCAAUUUGUUUAGUCGCAAUAUUUGGUAUUGCAUCAGCACAAACUGGACUUUUUCCAGCAGUUUUUUUGUACGCUCGUUUAGAUUUCACCAAUGAGUGUACACGUGUAACCAAAAUGUUGGAUGCCAGCUGCUACAAUGUGUACAAUAUGAUUCGUGCUGGCUUUGCAUAUUACAUGGGCCCAUUAUACCAUGCUCGAGCUAAUUUUAAUGCGGCAUACGCAGACUUGAUUGCGCAAACUGGAUUUGAUCCUAACGUUCUACAAAGUUUUAUCGACUAUGUAACCGACACAAUUGAACCUUCUUUUGUUGUAUUGGAACAAACAAAUCCAAGUUUUGAGGAAAUGGUCUUAAUGGGCAUUACGCAUAUCAUAAGCCAAGGAAUGGGUAUGGGAUGUGGUGGAACACAAUGUUCAUAUGCUAUUGAAAGUAGUAUGCAAUCUUCUUCGUUCUUUUCUAUGUUGUCAUAUGCUAUGGAUAGUAAUGGAAUGCCCUAUUCAGAUGAUUGUAAAUUGCACAUCAUUCAGAAAUUCUUAGAAGCAUACGAGGAUAGAGCUGCAGAAAUCAUAAUGAUAAUCGUUGAUCGAAUGGGAAGCAUGCCAAAUACCGCGGCAGCAGUUUCAGGCCUCAUUUCGGAGAUUAUUGCUAUUCUGAAUGACUUAACUAAUCAAAUGAAUGCUUGUACUACCGACGCUCAACUUAACGCAAUACUUGCGCAAUUGCAAAGUUGCAGCAGUAACUGUAUUAACAAUUUGCUAGAUCAGUUAGGAACAGAUUUUCCAAUGGCGGUGCAACAAGACGUUUCAGACGUCAUGAUGGAAAUAACAGGAAAUAUGGGAUGGAAUGAUUUUGUCGCACAAUUUGCAGCUACUUGUCCAUAAGGACCAGAAUGACAUAUUUCAUAACGCAAACUUUUACAUACCAAUUUGCAUGAUUUUUGUGAAACAAAUGAAAUUUUUUAAAGUAAAAUAAUAAAAAAAAAUUCUUAUCAAA
Messenger RNA from Clunio marinus, 1935 nucleotides. Lineage: Eukaryota; Metazoa; Arthropoda; Insecta; Diptera; Chironomidae. The record is from the annotation of a GenBank genome assembly.